Molecule: messenger RNA, 1029 nt
Organism: Dictyostelium discoideum AX4
Lineage: Eukaryota; Evosea; Eumycetozoa; Dictyosteliales; Dictyosteliaceae
Exons: 1
Coding region: 1-1029 (342 amino acids)
Biological process (GO): RNA-templated DNA biosynthetic process; DNA biosynthetic process
Molecular function (GO): transferase activity; DNA-directed DNA polymerase activity; RNA-directed DNA polymerase activity
Source: RefSeq, a predicted model, not a curated record
AUGAUUGGAGUUUUUUUUUUUAAAAAGGUAAAAGCAUGGGAUAUCAAAUUAAAACUCCACCUGCAUCAAGAAACACCAAGCAAAUACCUCACAAGUAUCCUUAAAUCCAGAGCCAAAGAUAAAUCAAUAUUCCAAAUAAAAGAUAAAGAUAAUAAGACCAUAUCAGAUAAAGAGAACAUAGCAAAAAGAUUUGUUGAAUUCUAUGAAGAGAAAGAAGAUAACGAAGAAACCCACAAGAAGUUAUUAGAAAAAUGGGAAGUAGACGUUGAUUUAAUCAAGAAACUCGAGAUAGACAGACCGAUGAGAAUACAUGAAGUGACCAAAGCAAUCAAAACUUCAAGUAUCCACAAAUCUCCAGGUUUAGACGGUAUCAAUGCACUAUUCUACAAGUACCACAUCAACUCAAUAGCAAGAAUAUUGACUAUAGCUUUCAACGACCUCCUCACAAAUAAGAAAGAAAUCCCCACAAAAUUCAAAGAAGGAGUAAUAACAACAAUAUUCAAAAAAGGAGAUGAACUAAACAUUUCAAAUAGAAGACCAAUCACCCUUCUCAAUACAGAUUACAAAAUUUUAAGCAAAAUUCUCAACAGUAGAUUAUUAGAUAUCACCAGUAAAAUUAUCAACAAAUUUCAAAAAGGCUUUGUUCCAAACAGGUUCAUCCAAGACAAUAUUCAGAUCAUGAAGGAAGUAAUAGAAAUAAGUAACAAAAGAAAGAACAAUACACUCAUUACCUUUUACGAUUUUAACAAAGCAUUCGAUUCAAUCAGCCACAAGAGUAUCACAAGAACAUUAGAGCAUAUUGGUAUCCCCCCAAAAUUCACAGCGAUCCUACUAAACCUACUCAAAGAUACUAAAAACAAAAUAAAGAUCAACGACUUUUUAGUCAAUGGAAUAACAAUCAGAAGAGGAACAAAACAAGGAGACCCAAUAUCACCAACAAUCUUUGCUCUAGUUUUAGAACCACUUCUAAUAGAUAUCAUCAAUGAUAAUACAAUCAAAGGCUUCACUCUACCAAAUUCCAAAUCAUGA